Fomitopsis serialis is the source of this 541-nucleotide messenger RNA. RefSeq lists its product as uncharacterized. NCBI's taxonomy places the organism in Eukaryota, Fungi, Basidiomycota, Agaricomycetes, Polyporales, Fomitopsidaceae. The record is from RefSeq and is a predicted model, not a curated record. Bases 31 to 234 code for a protein of 67 amino acids. The transcript has a single exon.
GUUUCCCUUGGUCUUUAGUCUCUGCGGCGAAUGUACGGGCUUCGAGGGUCUGCGGCGGCCAAGACAGUCAAGAAUGUCAUAAAACCCACACCAAGCCCUCAAAGACUGCGUAACCCUCACUCAAAGGUGCUCACAGUCCUAGGAGUGGAGACUUCGGCGGACGACAGCUGUGCGGCAGUCGUCACUUCGGACCGUCGAAUACUUUCAAAUGUAGUCAUUCGGCAGGACGAAUAGUGAGCUAUCUUGUCUCGCAUGCAUGAGUUUCUACUACUGAGUAGCUCCGUGCAGCCAUGAGCCCAACGGAGGCAUACAGCCGUUGGUGGCAAUAGAGGCACACCAGCGGAACCUGGUGAGUUGCCUCCGGUACUCCAUGUACACGCUCGAAACGACCUGAAGUCUAGCCCGGUGCAGUGCAGCAAGCUCUGGACGAGGCAGGCAUGUCCCUCCAGGACGUGGACGGCAUCGCCUACACCCGUGGGCCCGGCAUUGGCGGCUGUCUCAGCGUAGGAUCCAAUGCAAUGCGGACGCUGGCAGCAGCCAU